AUGGAUAAUACAGUGAGGUUAGACCAGUUGCACGAUGAGCAAUAUCGUCGGAUACUCCCCACGUUGAAUGGUUAUUUUGAACAAAAGGAUACAUCACUAUCGCGUUUGGAUCCUAGAAACUAUAGAAAUGAAAAUUACAAGAAGAUGAAUGCUAUUAUUCCAGUACUGUUAAGAGCUCAUCAGUGUCACCCCACGGAUUGGAAACUGUUAUUUGCUAAUGCACAGACUCUUAAUUUUUACUCUGCGCUUCUGGAGGGGCUGUUAAUGUUUAUGUUCCAGUCGUUCAGCACUACGGUUGGGUUCGGCUCCAACAUGGAGUUUUUAAGAUGUAUGCUCAAGACUUAUGAGUAUUUGUAUACUGUGGCGAAAACGUUACCAUCACCAGAGUUAGGUCAAAGAGUGAUGUCUUUUCAGAACCAUUUCAUGAGGAAUUGGAAUAAAGUGCAAUGUGAAAGCUUGUUAUUUGACCAGGUGAAAGAUUUGUUAUCUCAUGCACAUGAUUUCGUUGCUCCUCCAUUGUUCAAUUUGGAAAGCGUCAUUAAAAGAGACUAUUUCAAAAUAACGUGUGACAAGUUACGUUAUGAGAAUUUAUGCGUUGAACUGUUUCAUUUAGAUAAUGGGAACAUGGCUAUAUUUAAGGUUAACACCCAGACUUUGCCCUUAUACACCAAUGAACAAACCCAUGAAUUACUUCUGCGAUUGACAAGAAAUAUAGAUAUGGGAGCAUAUCAAGACCCUCUAUUUCAAAUUGGUAGGACGUUGUUAUUCCCAACAAUAAGACCCAUGGAUCUACGAAUUGCUGACGAAUCAAGAAAGUCAAUUCUCUUAGAAACGAAGACAGGAAAUGGUGUUACCUUGGCUUUAACCCCAUAUGACACGUUGGCCUGGUCCCAACAUUGGAGGCCUUUUGUGCAGUCUCUGUGCGCAGUAGCAGACUCACCUAAAGCUUUCCUAAGUGAUAGAAAUGAAAGUACUUUUGGAAGUCCAAUCAAUAAAGAUACAAUAACCUCUGCAGGUACUCGUGGCUUAGGUAUCAGUCUGAAGAAGUCAGAAGUGAGGACAAACCUCGACACUGGCCUAAGAAAAUCUAAACCGUUGGCUUCAGAAGCACUGUCUAUAUCAGAAAUAGAGUCACUGAACAUGAAGAAACUUAUGGAGUUGAAUGACAGUACCGAUGCCUCAACCAUGAAUAGUUCCAUGAAAUCACCGGUUCCCACCAAUAUUAGACACAUCCAAGAACCCUCAAAUAUCAUAGAACAAAUGAGUCCCGUAAUUGGGAGCCGAGUUGACGAUAUUGAUAGCAUCAUUUCUGAUGAUGAUGGAAUUAAUAACGAAGGGAGUCUAGGAGGGUCCCCAGUCUUUAAUCUUUCGGCUGAAUUUCACAAACCUCAAUUGACUAAACGGAAGUCAUCGUCUUUCUUGAAUCUAUUCAAGAAAGACAAAUCAAAAAGUCAAAAGAAUAGUACUGAUAGCUUGGCAAAACUUUCAGACACAAAAAGCAUACACCCUCCAGAGUCAGCAAUGUCUUCGCAUGCAUCAACACCGUCUUCUACGUCAAAAUCUUCAAAAUCUUCAAAAUCUUCAAGUACUUUAUCUCCUUCAACUUGCAAACUACCUUCCAGCGUUAAGUUGGACACAAAUAACGUCCUUCUUGACACCCUUGUUAAAUUAUCGCAAUGGAGAAACAAUUCAUGGAGAUUUUUCUCCUCAAGUUGGUUACAAUUGCAGGUCGUCAAUUCCAACCAAGGCAGAUACAUGUUCGUGGUACAAGAUGACAACUCUAACUUAAAGCUUUGUAUUGCCAUUGGUGAGAGAUGGACAAUUUCAAGAACUACUGCUCAAGACAUUCAAAUUAGAUUCCCACCAACCGACGUUGUGGCUUCUGUCGCGGAGCCAGUUCCAACCUUGCUUUCAGUGAGAUGUCCUCAGGUAGAUAACAUUGCCAAUUUGCUUAAACACUGCAAAAAGAACGAAGUGAUUUUAACCUCAAGCAACAACAUGUCAAAUUCUGCAACACAGCUGACCUUGGGGUCCAAUUCAUCAUCAAUUUUGAGUAAUAACGUUUCAAAUAUGUCAUUUAGCAGGUCCAGUACUGCUUCGAACGAUUUAUCACAUGGUUGGUCGAAACCGCAAGUACUAGAUUCCAGUAAAGAUUGUAAAUCACUGCUGUUAUUAUCAAAAAUUAAGGUGCGAUUACAUAAAUAUGACCAGCAAUACGGAUGGAAGAUGACUAAAGUUGGAUUGUUGAAUGUUUACUCUAGAGAAUAUAAUGGAUCAGUUGCUGGAUGUAAAUUUGAGAUGGAUGACACCGAGUCGUUCAUUUCAUCCAUAUCGGACCUGAAGAGAAUUGGAAGGACUGGUAUCUCAGCUGGAGAACGUCUAGUAGAGUUCAAAAAUCAAAAUGUAGCUGACGAGACCUAUAAAUUGCUAGGUGCUCUGUAA
Molecule: messenger RNA, 2442 nt
Organism: Kluyveromyces lactis
Lineage: Eukaryota; Fungi; Ascomycota; Saccharomycetes; Saccharomycetales; Saccharomycetaceae
Gene: RBH1
Product: Rbh1p
Exons: 1
Coding region: 1-2442 (813 amino acids)
Source: RefSeq, a predicted model, not a curated record